This is a messenger RNA of Cucurbita moschata (crookneck pumpkin), 1281 nucleotides long. RefSeq names its product NAC domain-containing protein 7-like. The record is from RefSeq and is a predicted model, not a curated record. NCBI's taxonomy places the organism in Eukaryota, Viridiplantae, Streptophyta, Magnoliopsida, Cucurbitales, Cucurbitaceae. Gene Ontology annotation, molecular function: DNA binding. Gene Ontology annotation, biological process: regulation of DNA-templated transcription. The transcript is spliced from 4 exons. Bases 251 to 1234 code for a protein of 327 amino acids.
AAAAGAAGAAGAAGAAGAAGCACAUAAAUGGGUUGGGUUUCUUAUUUAACCCUUUCUCCCCUCCAUUUUUCCAUUCCCUCCAUCUCCUUUACUUUUCCUCUUCUCGGCAUCUCAAUUCUCUCCCUCCACACAGGGACGACAACAAACAUAACACACCCCCACACAGGAACACACGCCAUUGCAUACGCCUUUUGCAACUUUCAAAACUCCACCAGGGUUUGUAAGUGAAGUGGAUCCAUCAGAAGUGAAUAUGAACUGUAUUCCACAUGUUCCCCCAGGCUUUAGGUUUCACCCAACAGAUGAAGAAUUGGUUGAUUAUUACCUGAGGAAGAAGGUUGCUUCCAAAAGAAUUGAUUUGGAUAUCAUCAAAGAUGUUGACCUUUACAGAAUCGAGCCAUGGGAUCUUCAAGAACUAUGUAAGCUGGCCGGAAGUGAAGAUCAGAAUGAAUGGUAUUUUUUUAGCCACAAAGACAAGAAGUAUCCGACAGGAACACGCACAAACCGAGCUACUAAAGCUGGGUUUUGGAAAGCAACUGGAAGAGACAAAGCUAUUUAUGCUCGACAUUGUUUGGUUGGGAUGAGAAAAACCUUAGUCUUCUAUAAAGGAAGAGCUCCUAAUGGACAAAAAUCAGAUUGGAUAAUGCACGAAUAUAGACUCGAAACUAAUGAAAAUGCAACUCCUCAGGAGGAAGGAUGGGUUGUUUGCAGGGUUUUCAAGAAGAGGAUGCCGACAGUGAGAAAGGGCGGCGACUAUGGCUCGCCGUGCUGGUACGACGACCAAGUCUCCUUCAUGCCGGAGCUCGAGUCCCCGACCAACCAAAUCUUUCGCCACCCUUCUUAUCCCUGCAAGCAAGAGCUGGAGUUGCACUUCCAUGCGCCGCCGCACGACCCCGUCUUCCUCCAACUCCCUCAUCUCGAGAGCCCAAAACUUCCCCCGUCCUCUGUCCCCACCGCCAACUCUCUCCUCCCUUACGCCUAUGACCGAGACACCGCCCUCGCCCCGCUGUAUGGCAUGGAGCACGCAAUGGAUCACGUGACAGAUUGGAGAGUAAUGGAAAAAUUUGUGGCUUCUCAGCUCAGCAACGAUCAAGAUUUGAAGCAACCCAACUAUUCUGAUGGUGCUAUAUUUCAAGUGCCCCCGAGCUCCGCCGGGGCGGAGUGUGAACAUAAAGAUAUAGCGCCGGAGUUUGCCCGGGCAUCGCCGUCGAGUCACCAAGUGGAUAUGUGGAAGUGAAGAGGGAAUUUAUUUCUACGUGGUGUGUGCGUCCCAGAAAAGAAAAA